AUGGCAGAGGAAGGAGAGAAGAGUGAGGAAAAUGUGUUGUCAGAUGAAGACCUUGUGGUGAAAAUGAACAGCACUUCAGCUAUAUCAUGGAAUUAUUUGGGAUUUAGGAGAGAUGACGCCGCAAACACAGGACUCUGUCUCUUCACCCAGUGCAUCUCAUGUCAGUCUAUUCUCAUCCAGAAGAGGAAGACCUGGUAUGAUGCACAAGCUUACUGCAGACAGAAUCACAUUGAUCUGGCCACUGUUCAAAGCAAUGAAGACUGGAUGUAUAUUCAAGGAGCUGUUCGACCUUCAUUGACUUCUUUAGCCUGGAUUGGACUCUACAAUGACAUUUAUAGCUGGCGGUGGUCUUAUCAAGAUGCGAACAUUACAUUUCAGCUUUGGGCAGCUGGAGAGCCAGACAACAACUAUGCAAACGAGGCAUGUGCAUUAAUGCGGGAUGACAUGUGGAGAGAUUACCCCUGCACUAGGCAGUAUCCCUUUAUUUGUUACGAUGGUAAGAAAUAA
Messenger RNA from Misgurnus anguillicaudatus (oriental weatherfish), 507 nucleotides. Lineage: Eukaryota; Metazoa; Chordata; Actinopteri; Cypriniformes; Cobitidae. The record is from RefSeq and is a predicted model, not a curated record.